Aptenodytes forsteri (emperor penguin) is the source of this 711-nucleotide messenger RNA. Its product is annotated as amphoterin-induced protein 1. The annotation marks the transcript as partial. NCBI's taxonomy places the organism in Eukaryota, Metazoa, Chordata, Aves, Sphenisciformes, Spheniscidae. The record is from RefSeq and is a predicted model, not a curated record. The transcript has a single exon.
UUGCUGCCCACCGCCCCGGCGCCCGUUGGUAUCCUCGCCCUGGCCGGCCGGCAGCCGCUCAACUGCAGCGAGGCGCGGGAAGCGGUGCUGGAAGCCCACCUGGGUGACACCGUCACCCUGAGCUGCGACACCCGGUUGCGGGGGGUGCGUAGCCAGCACUGGGUGACGCCGGGAGGCGAGCGGGUGUUGGAGGAAGGGGGUAACGGCAGCGCCGCUCUCCUGGCGAACGGCAGCCUGCAGCUGCGGGCGCUGCGGCCCGAGGACGCCGGCACCUACGCCUGCUGGGUGGCGGGUCCCCUCCUCAACGAGACCCUUUACGUGGAGCUGCUGGUGCACAACUUCACCCUGCACGGUCCCCACGACACGCUCAACACCGCCUACACCACGCUGGUGGGCUGCAUCCUCAGCGUGGUGCUGGUGCUCAUCUACCUGUACCUCACCCCUUGCCGCUGCUGCUGCUGCCGCGGCGCCGACAAGCCGCCGGCUCCCCGCGACGACAGCAUCAACUCCUCCGUCCUCAGCGCCACCCCCAACCACGCCGCUGCUGUCCCCAGGGAGCCUUGCCGGUCCCGCUCGGCCUCCGCCACCGGCUCGGGGCAGAACGGCAGGUUCAAGGUGGGGGGGACCCCUCAGCCGCCCCCCCGGCACGGCCCCAAGGCGCAGAGGAAGGUGUCGGAUCCGGACUCGGUCAGCUCCGUCUUCUCCGACACC